This is a messenger RNA of Drosophila ananassae, 2790 nucleotides long. RefSeq names its product inhibitor of nuclear factor kappa-B kinase subunit beta (gene IKKbeta). Gene Ontology annotation, molecular function: IkappaB kinase activity; ATP binding. The record is from RefSeq and is a predicted model, not a curated record. The transcript has 4 exons. Bases 121 to 2265 code for a protein of 714 amino acids. Gene Ontology annotation, biological process: positive regulation of transcription by RNA polymerase II; tumor necrosis factor-mediated signaling pathway; peptidyl-serine phosphorylation. Lineage: Eukaryota; Metazoa; Arthropoda; Insecta; Diptera; Drosophilidae. Gene Ontology annotation, cellular component: IkappaB kinase complex; cytoplasm.
UGAGACAAGUGCGCAAGAACCCAGAUAUCGCCCAUCUCCAACGAUCGUCCGCGGUUUUGUUUUUCUAAGAUGGAGGGAUUCUUUGGUAGUCUGCUGGGUGCUGCGUAAAUAUAGGACAACAUGGACGUCAGGCGUUCCUGGGGCAAUUGGAAGUUUUGUGGGAAAUUGGGCCAGGGUGGAUUUGGAGCGGUGCUCCACUGGCGGCACGAGACUAAUGGCCGGGAGAUAGCUACCAAGCAUAUCCAGGAUGUGGGCCCGCUGAGUGCUGAUCAAAAGAUAAAAAUCAAGGAACGGUGGCACAAGGAAUUAAAGUGGACGCGGGAGUUUCAGGAGCUUUCGAACAUCGUAGCAGGUGUGAUCUUGGAUAUUGAGGAUCCCGGUUUUCUGGACUACCUCAAUGGUUUAGGCUCGAUGCCGGUCAUCGUGCUGGAGUACUGCAACGGAGGCGAUGUAAGAAAGAAACUCAACAAACCGGAGAACAUUAACGGGUUGGUGGAGUUUGAGGUGCGUGAAAUUCUUAGAUCCAUGCGAGUUGCCUUGCAUUUCUUGCACUCGAAAUGUUUGGUGUGCCAUCGUGACUUGAAGCCGGACAACAUCGUUAUUCAAAAAACGGGGAAUGGUAAAAAUGUUUACAAGCUCACUGACUUCGGGCUAGCCAGACCGGCUCCCGACAAGACGAUGCUCCAAAGCGUAGUCGGUACCCGGCAUUAUUUUGCACCGGAGGUGGUGGAGUCAGGAGUGUACAACAUGGCUGUGGACUAUUGGUCUCUGGGCAUCAUAGCUUACGAAUUGGCCACCGGAGAGCUGCCCUUCAUACCCCAUCAGAGCCCAAGAAAUAUACUUGUUAAUCUGAUUAACAAGCCGACUGAUUGUAUUGCCAUUACCGAGGACGUGAUGGAUCCCAAUCGAUUUGUUAAUCAGACGGAGCUCCCUGCACAACAUCAUCUGACGGAACCAUUCGCCGUGGAGCUUACAAAGUGGCUGCGCAUUGCUCUGGACAGGGAUUACAAGCGACGCGGCCAAAUGGCAACUGAUGAAGUACAACAAGCAGUCCCAGUUGUCUUUGCAUCUCUCGACCGACUGCUCCAAAUCAAGGUGCUCACCAUUUUUGCCAUGAACUGUUGUAAGCGUCUAGCGUAUGCGGUUACAGACAACACGACCAUGAGCAGUCUGAUUCAUCUGAUUGAAAGAGAUACUGGAAUUUCUGGGAAUGAGUUGUUUGUGGUGUUGCCCAUUUCCCAUCCAGUGAAGCAAAUUACUCCGCGCACAAGGCCAAUAGAUCUUUACGUACCGGAAUGGUGCGACACGAGCAAGGAAUCACGCAGGCGUAACACUCCACCAGUUAUGCUGUAUGUCGUCAAAAUUAACGAGUCUAGCAACUACAGCGUGCAGGAGCCAAUUGUGUCUCCAUUGAUGAAGAAAUGUAAUUCCAAAAAGGUCGAUUCGAAGGAAGGAUGGUUAUCAAAAAGAUUGGCCAAAGAUUUUCACUACACAAUUAAUCACGAGCAGGAUAUCCUGGAAACAUUUCUGCGAGGUCUCUAUGAGCAUGCGCUCUCUCUGGAAGACGAAAUUAUUUCAAACCCAUGUAACGACAACAUAAAGGAUGAAAUCAAUGUUACGACAUAUGCGUACAAUCAGAUUCAGAAAUUGCGUUCUCACGUUGAGGAAGAAAAAUUAAUCUCACCGCUAAACGAUAGUGCAGAGUGGGACAAGAUUUCAGAGGCGUUCAAGGGCAUUACCGAUAUUGCAGCAUCAAUCGAGGGACACUCUCAAUCUGCUUUACGUCAAGCCCGAAACGAAGUAAAGGAAACCAAGGACCUGCUCAAAGAGUAUAGUGAGAAGGAUGUAUUUAAUGUGUCCAGAUUCAUAAGAAAUCAUAGUCAAAAUGGGAUAAAUUUGAACGAUUUUAGGAAAAAGAUACUUGAGUUUGCUGAAAACAGGUCCAAGUUCUAUGAGCAGGGAUCGCUGCUGUCGUACUCCCAGAAUAUCGAUAAGCUGCAUUUCUAUUUUAAACGAAACCAAAAAACCGUCCCAAUAGUCAAGAAAAAAUUUGAGGAUAUUCAAAGCGAUAUUUUUAAAAUGCAUGUAAAUAUGUUAAGAUCAGCAUCGGAAAAUAGUAGGGGACCGAUGCUUCAACCGACCGAUGCGAUAAACGAACUGUCCAUGAGUUCCCAAGGGCCUACUUCGCUGCCUUAUGACCCAACUACGUCCAUUUUGAUUGACGAGGCAAAUAAAAUAAUGAAGAUGUUGAAUAAUAUGAAAUAAUGAAGAUGAAUGUUUCAGCCCUUAUGUAUUUCAACUAACCAUUUUGCAUACUUGCAGGAUAUGCCAAGAAAUGGAAAUCGACUCAUAAAUGUGUAUCCUUUGUUAAAUCAAAAAGUUGCAAUCAACUCAUCAUAUUUAUUUUCGUUUUUGUUAUCGCUAUUUUAAGAGUUUUUACUUUGGCGCCGCUUACUCCGUAUUUGUAGCCAGAAAAUUUAAAGAGCUCCAAUUGGCACUCAGUUAUGUUUGCGUGUGUUUUGCCAUUAAAAAGGAAAGAUGUUUACCAAAUUUGUUUUAAUUUUUUGUUUAAACCCAUCACAAAAACCCGCACGUUUUAACUCGGAUGGCAAUUCUAAAAUCUUCCGUCGAGAAAGCGAAACUACUCGAUAAAUUUAAUUUGAAUGCAAAUUACGUCUACUGUCCAGAUGGCCAUUAAGUUAAUCAUGUUUUAUAUCCACUUUUUAGCUGUAAUUGAACGCCUCUUUGUGCCUUUUAUGACAAAAUAAACAUUUUCAACCGAGAAACUAA